GUUGAUAUCUUCUACCCUUUUUAGCCGUUGAUGAUAACCUGAGACCAGAAAAAGAGGAGUGCAGAUUUCUCUUUCAAUUACGUAGUAGUCUUCAACAACAAUUUCUUGAAUCAGCCUUAUUCGCACUUGUUUUAAUUUUCAACAAUUUCACUCGCUGGAUUGAUGAUACUCUCGUUAUGGCUCUAGUUCCCAGUCGCCAAUUCCACCCAACGAACUUCUUGGACUCAUUUCAAAGCUCCUUCUCCAGGUUCAAUGGCACACACCUCCUGUUCUUCAGGUACAGUUGCUCUAUCCCUCUCAAGAAGCAUGCUUUCUAUGCGACUCAUAGUACCAUAACCUCUAAUUCACUCCCUGGCCAAAACCCACCAAGGAAAUCCGGGCAUGUUGUCACUAACAAAACCAUCAAGCAACAGAACCCCACUUCAAAUGUAUCUGGUAACAAUUGGUUAUCGAAUUGGAACAAUCCCCACAAACACAACCGUCCCAAAUCACCUCAGCUGGCAUUAGAUUAUCAAAAUGACAAUGGCGGGGUUCGUGCUGGUGGUGGCAAUGGUAGUAAUAGUACAAUGGAGAAAAUCAUAGAGAAGUUGAAGAAUUUUGGAUACAUAGACGAUGAUAAUGAGAUGAAAGAUGGGGUCCCGGAGAGGCGGAUUGAAAAAGGUUCUGUGGAGGAUAUAUUAUAUGUUGAGGAAGGAUUGUUGCCCAAUACACGUGGCGGGUUUUCGAAGGAGUCCCCAUUGGGGAUAGAGAGUGUUUUUAAGAGUGGUGGGGAGGUGAGGUUUCCAUGGGAGAAGCCAAAGGUCAAGGAAGAGGAGGAAGGUAAGAUAUGGACUGCAAGGAGGGAGAGAAGAUUCUCAGUUGCUGAAAUGACACUGCCAGAAUCUGAGUUGAAGAGGUUGAGGUACUUGACUUUUCAGAUAAAGAACAGGACAAAGGUUGGUGGUGCGGGUGUUACUCAGGAGGUAGUCAAUAAAAUUCAUGAGAAGUGGAAGACGUCAGAGAUAGCAAGAGUGAAAGUUGAGGGUGCCCCUGCUCUUGAUAUGAAGAGAAUGCACGAGAUAUUGGAGAGGAAAACUGGUGGGUUGGUAAUUUGGAGGUCUGGGGCUUCCGUUUCUUUAUAUAGAGGUGUGAGCUAUGAGGUUCCUCCAGCGCAACGAAAUGAACGUAUACAUAAGAGAAAUGGAAUAGCGACUAGACCCUUGCCAGCUUCUAAUGGUAAAAGUACCAAGGAUUUUGCAAGAGUUGGUUCUUCUAAAGAUUUGCAUGCACAUCAGCCAAACUCAGAAGCUACUGUUGAGGCUGAGUGGAAAGAAGACACAAAAUCAUUGCCAGAGGUAAAGGUAAACAAAGAAAUUUCACCAGAAGUUAAGUAUGAGGAUGAAGUAGACAAACUUUUAGAUGGUCUGGGUCCUAGGUACACAGAUUGGUCGGGAUGCGAUCCAUUACCUGUAGAUGCUGAUAUGCUUCCCGGUACAGUUUCUGGUUACCAGCCUCCAUUUAGAGUACUUCCGUAUGGAGUGCGACCUAGUCUGGGGCUAAAGGAGGCAACAGAUUUACGAAGGCUUGCCAGAUUUCUUCCUCCACACUUCGCCCUAGGUAGAAGCAGGCAGCUUCAAGGUUUGGCUGUGGCCAUGAUUAAAUUGUGGGAAAAAAGUUCAAUUGCAAAAGUUGCUCUCAAACGUGGUGUGCAGCUAACUUCUAGUGAGAGAAUGGCAGAAGAUAUUAAGAAAUUGACAGGGGGUAUGCUGCUCUCUAGAAACAAGGACUUUUUGGUCUUCUAUAGAGGGAAGGAUUUCUUAUCACGGGAGGUCACUGAAGCAUUGCUGGAAAGGGAGAAAUUGGUGAAAUCCAUGCAAGAUGAAGAGGAGCAGGCACGUUUAAGAGCAUCAGCCUUGGUUAUGCCAAAUAUGGGUUUAAAUGAACAAUCUAGAACGGCUGGUACUCUUGAAGAAUCCUUAGAUGCAGAUGCGCGAUGGGGUAAAAUAUUGGAUCAUCAUCAUAAGGAAAAGAUAAUGAGAGAUGCCAAAAUGGUUCGGCAUGCAGACCUUGUCAGGAAGCUUCAGAAGAAACUUGCUUUCGCUGAACGAAAACUAAUGAGAGCAGAGCGAGCCUUAUCUAAGGUUGAAGAUUUUUUAAAACCAGCUGAAAAGCAGGCUGACACGGAAAGCGUUACUGAUGAGGAGAGGUUUAUGUUUCGCAAGCUUGGUUUGCGAAUGAAAGCUUUCUUACUUCUUGGUAGGCGUGGAGUUUUUGAUGGUACUGUGGAGAACAUGCACCUACAUUGGAAGUACCGAGAAUUGGUUAAGAUCAUUGUGAAGGUUAAAACCUUUGACCAGGUCAAAAAUAUUGCACUAGCGCUUGAAGCUGAAAGUGGAGGUGUUUUGGUUUCGGUGGAUAAAGUGUCUAAAGGAUAUGCCAUACUUGUUUUCCGAGGAAAGGACUAUAAGCGACCUUCAAUGUUGAGGCCAAAGAAUCUCUUAACGAAGAGGAAGGCCUUGGCACGUUCAAUUGAACUCCAGAGGCGCGAGGCCCUCCUAAACCAUAUGUCAGCUCUGCACUCCAAAGUGGGGAAACUACAAUCUGAACUUGAACAAAUGGACAUUGUGAAAGGUGGAGAAGAUGUGGAGUUGUAUGACAAACUAGACUCUGCUUAUUCCACUGAUGAGGAGGAGCCUGAGGAGGAAGGAGAUGAGGCCUAUCUUGAGACAUACGAUGUUGAAACUGAUGGUGAAGAUGGAAACAUUGACUCGAUUAACAAUCUUCACAUGCAAGAUCAAGGUACGUAUGAUGAUGAGAAUGACGAUCACGAUGAUUUGCAACAUGAAGAGUCUGAAACAGAACCUGAGCCAUCUCUUAAGACAUACAACGGGGGGAAUGAUGUUGAAGAUAGAAGUGGUGACUCAACUGACAAUCUCCAGUUGAAAACGAAUUUUCCUUACGACAUGCUAGAGGUAGAACGUGAAAACGUCUAAGUUUCCUAAUCGUAUGUUCUCUAUCUGAUUUGUGGAGAGAAAAUGAAAGAAAAUAGGUGGCGACGAUGGUCAAAUUAAUAGAAAGGGAGAAUAGGAAUCGUGCACACCAGCAGAACAGGGAGGCUUUUUGAUGAAUAUUCAAAGUGUGCAUCAGACCAGUCUGUCUGUAGAUAACUAUGCCAUCACUGUUAUCAUCAUUUCUUGCCAUUACCUUUGCAAUGUCAAGCUACAAGUUCUGAUAUGAAGAAUCCAGGUUACUAAA
Messenger RNA from Tripterygium wilfordii, 3234 nucleotides. RefSeq names its product CRM-domain containing factor CFM3A, chloroplastic/mitochondrial-like. Gene Ontology annotation, molecular function: mRNA binding. The record is from RefSeq and is a predicted model, not a curated record. Lineage: Eukaryota; Viridiplantae; Streptophyta; Magnoliopsida; Celastrales; Celastraceae. The transcript is spliced from 9 exons. Gene Ontology annotation, biological process: RNA splicing, via transesterification reactions. The coding region runs from base 177 to 2972 and encodes 931 amino acids.